This is a messenger RNA of Oryzias melastigma (Indian medaka), 2577 nucleotides long. RefSeq lists its product as uncharacterized. Lineage: Eukaryota; Metazoa; Chordata; Actinopteri; Beloniformes; Adrianichthyidae. The record is from RefSeq and is a predicted model, not a curated record.
GAACACGUCGGUGCUUUUCUGUUGUUCUGCUUGUGUCACCCUCCGAAUAACUCCAGCUGAAAGCUUUUAUCUGUAGACAAAGAUCUCUGUGGGAUCCACAGCUGCGAUGCUGAAGAUUAUCCACAAAUUGUUCUGCAAAUACAAAUGGGUUUAUAAUCACUUUUAAAUCACUCAUCUGUACGCCCCAGGAUGUAGCUACUAAAGUGAUAAAAUGCUGCACUAACCUCUAAAUAAGUCAUGCAAUUAUGCUCCACUGCUCUAGUUGUGUGAAAGAUGUGUAGCUCUGAUGAUCUCAUCCCUUAGAGCUGCUUUUUGGUGUCAUGUCAUUCUGUUUCUAGCUAAGAUUAAAGUAGAGAAUCAUUUGUGUAUCUAACUUUAUGGUGUGAACUUCCUCUUCUUGUACAAUUGUUGGUAUUCCCCGAAGAUCUUUUCUCAGUUGAGAAGUAAGAAUAGAGAAAUCUGUGUUCUGUGUUACCUCCUCUCCACAAAAGAGCCAAGACAAUGCAGUGGUCCUGCAGUGCAAAUGGUGUUUGUGCAGAACAAGACGUCUCCAACACAAAGACCAUUCCAAGAAACAGAGAUUUUUGUUCCUCUUUCAAAGAAUCCCAUACAUUUUACAAACAGUCCCAGAGUGGGGACGUCUGCAGAUUGUUCAGGGGGAGUUUGUUUGGGAGAGGGGUCAGCGAAAACAGCUGAAACAGGAGGUGUUUUUUUUUUUUUUUUUUUUUUUUUUACAAUGGAACGCUCACUUAUUAAAAGCACAAAGAGUUAUUGAGGGUACAGGAAGGGCGUAGAGGGGGCCGUCGAGGGGGAGGAAACCGCUUAAAAGUUGACGCCUGCACCAAAACCUGGACCCGACAAGAAGAGGAAACUUUAAAAAAAAAACACACACACACAGUCCCCUUUCUCCUAGUGUAAUGAGAACAUCUUCAGAACCAUAAAUCUCCCCUCGGGAUGAACUUUUCUGCACUUUGAAACCUCACAACAGGCACGCAGCGUGGGAAAACCUCCACUGUUUGUCUCCUUUUUGCAUCGGUAGGUGAAUCUCAUUCAAGCUGGUUAACUGCGAGGUAAACAGCAGCAUGGAUCCCAGGGUGUUUUUAAUGCAUGCAGGCUGUGCUGCUGUGCUGCUCCCUGCGUGUGUUGUUGGAGCUGCUGCUGUGCAGCGUGGGGAUUUGAGUUUUGACAAAUGUGUGCCUGUUUAGCUCAAAUAUUCCACUUUAUGAGAAGUGUCACAUGUAAAUAUGAGUUUACUGAGUGUUUUCAUUUUGAAUGCUCUCUUUUGAGUUAGUAGUUUUGCUGCAGCGUCGGAGCAGAGGGUAAAAUGUUCUGCUGAAGCUGAGGUUCUGCACAGAUUCCUCUUUCUUUCUGCACCACCAGCAGCAGCAGCAAGUGUCAUGGAUCUGCAGAAUUUCCUGUGCUGGAGAGUUGCCCCCCUGUUUCUCUUGAUGCCUUGGAGGCUCCACUCCAUGUCCGUGCACAUCAUCAACGUGGAGCCCGUGCAUGUAAUCCCCGGCUCUAGUCUGGUUCUGAGAGCCCGGGUUGACGGGGGUCCCCUGGAAGCGGUUUCCAUGGUAACCUGGGAGAGGAAGCCCGAAACUGGAAGCGAUCCGGUGAGAGUGACACUGGCCACUUGCCCGGGCAGAAGCUCACGGUGCGCUGGUUCAAGGCCAAACGUCCACGUGAGCGUGGAGCAGCAGGAGACGACACUGGAGAUUAAUGGAUACAGCCGAGCAGACAGCGGCGUGUACGCCGUGACUGUGACGGAUCACAGCGGCGCCAACAUCACCGCAUACUGCAUCGUCAGAGAAUAUGAAGCGGUUCAUCAUGUCACUGUCAGCAUCAACGUGUCUCACUCUGUGCUGGUGUGUGGGGAGGCCUGGGGGACAGAGCCUCGCUUCAGCUGGCUCUAUGAGAGAGCCGCCAUCAGCCAGACACUGGGGAGGGUCUCCAAGGACGGAACCACGCUGUUUGUCAUGAAGACUCCCAUGUGUGGACACUUCACCUGCACAGUUAGCAACAAGCUGGGCUACAGCUCUGCCACCUACACGGCAGGAAACGCAGGCGCAAUAACAGGGGAGAAAGGCUGCAUGAACAUUUAGAUGACACCUUCUAAAAAAAGGCCAUUGCCGUUUCUCAGAGGAGAAUGAGGAGCACGAAGAGGACUAUGAGGGAGGACCUUCCUGUCCCGUGAGCCGGGUGACCUUACACUGGAACAAUGGCAAGAGAGAACUGCUUUCUGACAAAUAAAGAAUUAUUCAAAAGUGGAUAUUUGGCAUGAAGCAACAGCGGUGUCCUCACACUGCCUCCUGCUGUAAAGAACAGGAAACUGCAUCUUUUUUAAAAACUCAUUUUGUAAAUUUAUUGUAUCACAGUGUCCUGUAUUGCCCUGAAGAUGAAUGUGAGAAAUGAAUCAGAAAAAAUGUAGGAAAGGCUGUUAUUUUUCAUUGCUGUGCCGGAGAUGAGCAGAGUUUGAUCUGAAAUAUUCAACGCCAUUUUGAAGGCUAUAAAAGAGCAAUAAAAGAAAAUAAGUUUUUGAGUAUAGCUCUUUAAAAUAAACAUGUGUGUGACGACUAA